Messenger RNA from Spirodela intermedia, 2733 nucleotides. NCBI's taxonomy places the organism in Eukaryota, Viridiplantae, Streptophyta, Magnoliopsida, Alismatales, Araceae. The record is from the annotation of a GenBank genome assembly.
AUGGCGGCGACUUCACCGGGCAAUACGGUUCAAGUGGCACUGUCCCCACCGGUCUUCCUCCGCAAGCCGGAAAGCCUCUCCGGCACGUCCCUUCUCCUUUUUCUCUCCCUGCCUCCAGUGCUGGUCAAAUCUUGUAUCUUUAACAUCACAUCUCAUAAAUUUUGCGCGCUUUGCUCCUUUUCUUUCGUUUCUGCCGUUUCAGCUUCAAUCCAGAUCAGCAAAACCCAUACAUAUAUCAUCAACCUCCCUCCCUCUCCCUUUCUCUCUCCCCCUCCCAUCCCGAUGUAUACGAGUCUCGCUCGGUUGACCAGUGAUUCUACGUGGCUCGUCGUUGAACAGGUAUAGUCUCUCGAGUCAGCGUCUGGACGACGAACAGGAGGUACAUGUGUCAUGCAAUAUCUGAGAAGCCCCCCACCGCUGUCCAAAAAGGUUUCCUCUGAUACGCACUCUAUCGUCUUCUAUGAAGCUCGUAGAGAGGCGACGAUAAAUUUAUGAGUUUUAUUUUUAAUGUGCUUCUUUUGAUAUUCAAGUGUGCCGAACUGAUGACGAUGCUGCCACCGUCGCCGAGGGGACGCAAGUCAUGGUUUCCGUGGGCUACAACGGUAGCGAGUGUGGAAUACCGGUCGUCUUUACGCCGGAGGGGACGUCUGAAAGUGACGGGCAAGGUGAGAGUGCGGAGGAGAAAGGAGUGAACAAGAGGGUUGCCAAGAUCAAGGCGAUGCUGCGGUCGAUGAGCGAUGGGAAGAUCAGCAUAUCGGCGUAUGAUACGGCGUGGGUAGCUCUAGUUCCCAACCUCAGCGGCGCCGGCGGCCCCCAGUUCCCGUCGAGCCUUAAGUGGAUAGAGGAGAACCAGUUGCCGGACGGGUCGUGGGGGGAUGGCGAGCUCUUCAUCGCCCACGACCGCCUGAUGAACACCUUGGCCUGUGUGAUCGCCUUGAAGUCGUGGGGUGUCUGCCCAGACAGAAGCCAAAGAGGUCUCUCUCUCUCUCUCUCUCUCUCUACGCCGCUCACAUAUUGAACCAUGGAUAUAGAGACGCCGUCAUCUGUUCAACAAAUGGUUAAGUUUGACUUCCUCGACAGGGAUUUCAUUCCUCUGGGCGAACAUGAAGAGGCUCGAUGAGGAGGAUCUCGAGCUCAUGCCUAUUGGCUUCGAAGUGGCGUUCCCUUCCCUCGUGGAGAUGGCGAGGUCCUUGGAUUUGGAUGUCCCACUUGACUCCCCGGCCCUAGAAGAAAUAUACGCCAGGAAGUCUCUAAAGCUGAAAAGGUAUUGUCCUCCCCCCCGACAGUCAAGUAGGCGUCCACCAAUGACUAAUUCUCUUUCUCUCUCUCUCUCUCUCCCUCAUGUCAUUUAUUAGGAUCCCAAAGGAUCUGUUGCACGAAGUGCCAACCACGCUGCUGCACAGUCUGGAAGGGAUGGGAGGCCUGGAUUGGGAGAAGAUCCUCAGACUUCAGUGCGCCGACGGCUCCUUACUCUUCUCGCCGUCUUCCACUGCUUUUGCUCUCAUGUGCACGGGAGACAUCAAGUGCUUCGAUUAUCUGCAGAGGAUUGUGCGGAGGUUCAACGGGGGAGGUGGGCACCGAGCAGUUCCCCUUCGUCACAUCAUCCACCCACUUGGCUCCUUAGUCUUGUUUCUAUAAUUACCUUGCGGGCUUUCGCAGUGCCCAAUGUAUACCCCGUGGACCUUUUCGAACGCCUCUGGGCCGUCGACCGGUUGGAGAGACUGGGGAUCUCUCGAUACUUCCUCGAAGAGAUCCGCCGGUGCCUGGACUACGUCUACGAGUAAGAUUUCACCGCUUGGUCCUCUUUUCUCUACUCUCUUUGUCACGUAAAGACCUCCGUUCAUGAGAUCCGGCGGCGCUUCUUUUCUAGGUAUUGGACAUCUGACGGGAUCUCGUGGGCAAGGUCUUCCAGGGUCCAAGACGUGGAUGACACAUCGAUGGGCUUCCGUCUUCUCCGGCUCCAUGGAUACGACGUAUCACCCGGUAAUAGAAGAUUAUCGCCAUGCAAACCCCACGACACAUCUUUCUCGUGAGUUUUUCGUGCAUCUAUCUUCCCAUCAUGGCACGGAUAUCUUCACAACAUUCGUGGGUCUGGUUUAACUCAACUUCUCUCUCUCUCUCUCUCUCUCUCUCUCUCUCUCUCUCAUCCAUAAUUAGCUAUUCAACUGAGAGUUGGGGUAAUGUUUUCGGGGAUUCAAAUGCACGCAGAUGUCUUCCUGCAUUUCGAGAAGGACGGAGAGUUCUUCUGCCUCCCCGGCCAGUUGACCCAGGCCAUCACUGGCAUGUACAACCUGAACAGGGCCGCCCAGGUGUCUUAUCCCGGGGAGGAGAUUCUCCAGGUAGCGAAGAGCUUCUCAAACGAGUACCUCCGGGAGCGACGGGCACUCGACAAGCUCUCCGACAAGUGGAUAAUAACAAAAGACCUGCCGGGGGAGGUAUCCUCAACAGAACAUUGGCUUAUUCAGGCUCUCCGGGGCGUAGUCUACGGCCUUUUAGAAUAAGCUCCUGUUAUGCGUGAUGAUCUUCAUAAGUAAAUAGUCAACUUAGUGAUUUCAUCUGGCCGGCUUCCUUUUAUUUAAUUGUUUCAACGAGGUUUUUGCUUCGAUCGGGCAGGUUGGGUACGCCUUGGAGUUUCCCUGGUACGCCAGCCUCCCCCGCGUAGAGGCGAGAUUCUACCUCGAGCAGUACGGCGGAGACCAUGACGUCUGGAUCGGCAAGACACUCUACAGGUAA